AUGAUCAUCCCAAUCACCCUCGCCACAUCGUCCUCCUCCAACCCUAAAUUACCCUCGGGAUUGGUGAAGGUCUCACACGAUGAAGUCGUGCUCGUCGAGCUCCAAGGCGCGUUGGACGUGGAAGGAGGCCAUCCAAGCCAACGCAACGGCAAGCUUGUAGGGAAAUUGACGAUCGAUGAGGCUGCGAGCAGGCCUACGCUCUUGAUCGGGCACCAUCUCCUCGAGGGCAAGGUCGCCGCGCUUCCCAAGCCGUUGGCCGUCCUGUUGCGUAACCCUUCCUCUUCAUCAUCUUCCUCCAGCACAAGCACAAGCGGAAGCAAAACUAGGACAAACCAAAUGGAGGAUUCAUUAGAAGGCGAUCUACAGGAACACCCUCGCGAAGGAGAAGAAGACUCCGGCUCAGACGAUGACGCGAUGGACGUCGAUUCUACCGGUAUCGCCGUGCCUUCACGGGGAAAGGCCAAAAAGCCAAAAGAGAGGCUCGGAGGCGUCCAGCAGGAUCUGGAAUCACAACCAGACCACCUCUCACUCGAGCCUAGCGCGGGCUGGACGAUCACCGCCAUCGUCAAGCGGAAGAUCAUCUUCUCGAAGAGGCCCAUGCCUGUCACGAACAAGAAAUAG
Messenger RNA from Cyclocybe aegerita, 621 nucleotides. NCBI's taxonomy places the organism in Eukaryota, Fungi, Basidiomycota, Agaricomycetes, Agaricales, Hemipholiotaceae. The record is from the annotation of a GenBank genome assembly.